AUGGUCGAGCAGCAGUAUAUUGCCCCAGGUCUAACCCAGCCGGAUGGUUUUUCGGGAGCUCCCAGUUUACACGACUCAAUUCCAACAACUGAGACUUCCCCUUACCACGAUCUGACAUCCUACUCAUCUGUUUCUUCACCUUUCAACAGCAUUUCUGGCCAGUGCGAUCCAAAUCUCUUAACUCCCAUCUCAGUCGUGGGAUCUCCUCCUUUGCACGGCGUGUCAAAAAUUGCAUCGCAAUAUCCUCCACCUCCAAGCACACCUAAUCAACACCCUAGCCCUCCUGGGAGUUCCAGAAUGUAUCACCAGCAGCAGCAGUGGGCAGGACAAUUUGACGUUAAUAGCCAAUCCCCACAAGCGAGUUCGCCCAUGACCUCUCAAGCCCCGGUGGCUGGAGGGGAAUUCCUUCAUGCCAAUUAUGUCCACGAUGGACGUCGAACCCCCGGACCCCCAGAGCCCUAUAUGGGAGCCUUUGGUGUCUCAAAUGGACCGGAACCACAACCUAUGAGUAACCCUUAUUACGUCAAUAUGGCGCCUCCUGUUGAGCACCAAGACCACAUGAUGAUGAGGGACAACCAUCAUAUUCCAAUGGGCAUGCAUCAUCGCGAAAUGGCGCCUGCUCCUCUGCUGGCCGAGCAUCAUCCACCUCAGUACCGUCGAAGAAGCCCAGAAGAUACAGGACUGCACGGAUUACCUUCUGAUGUUCCACGCUCCAUGACUGGAUCCCCUCGUCGAAAAUCUGCCCUACACGCCCCUGGCCGCGUCAAAAAGCGCACAACCAAGAGGCCAGGAGCCUCUAGAAGUGCAGCUGCUGAAGAGCCUGUAGACGAGCACAAGAAUUGCUUUGGAGAAGAGGUCCCACCAACACUCAAGAGUACCUGUCCCGAUGAGGAGCGCUGCAUAUUCGAAUCUCGCUGGGAGCACCGCAACCAAAAGGGUCAGGAUAUGUGGGAGAGCAUCCAGAGCGACUAUAAGAGUCGUUUUCAGAAGUGCCCCGGUAAGGAAAUGCUUCAGAUGAAAUUCAAACGAGGACGAUCCAAGUACAUUGACUGGUUGACCAGAGAUGAGGACUUGCUUCGGGAGGCUUUCAAGAUCGUCGAGAAAAAUCGCUACCAGAUGAUUCUUGACACCUUCCACGAAUUAGGGGGUUCCCGAAAUAUGCGAUUGAACGCCAGCGACAUAGAAGUCAAAGUCGUCAACGAUCUAAAGCUUGAGGAGGGAAUUUACAUGGAGUCCUAUGGGGAUCUAAACAUCAGAAGACGACGCAGAUCGGUUCAACCAAGGAAGCGCACUGGACGCGGUGAUGAACACGACGAGAUGAUGAGCGUUGGAUCCCACAACACUCAUGAAGAUGAGGUUAUUAACCAGGUGCAUGGCCUUCCCAAUAUCAAGAUGGAAGAAGAUGGCCCUGGAGGCCACAUGAUGAGCGCGCAUAUGUGGGACCAACAAAUGAAGAUGGAACCUGGAGCUAUGCCACCACAAAACGAUCGCAUGCAACCCUUGAUGAGAUUGAGCCCAACACAGACGAUGUAUGGAGGACGCAGAGGGUCGUGA
Messenger RNA from Fusarium proliferatum ET1, 1554 nucleotides. RefSeq lists its product as uncharacterized. The transcript has 3 exons. The record is from RefSeq and is a predicted model, not a curated record. Bases 1 to 1554 code for a protein of 517 amino acids. NCBI's taxonomy places the organism in Eukaryota, Fungi, Ascomycota, Sordariomycetes, Hypocreales, Nectriaceae.